Molecule: messenger RNA, 6648 nt
Organism: Dimorphilus gyrociliatus
Lineage: Eukaryota; Metazoa; Annelida; Polychaeta; Dinophilidae
Source: the annotation of a GenBank genome assembly
GAGUUGCUGUUCUUAAUACAGUUUAGACUUCCCCAUCAUGAAGGCGAUUUAAAAACAUCAGAUGACAGCUAACCUAUCAGUAAACAAAGGCUUAAGAAAAUGAAUUUAGUUCAUUUAGCCAUCUGUACUGCCGUAUUUUGGUGGUUUUUGUUUAGGUUUAUUUGCUGGUGUAUCUGUAAAGCAUCUCAAAAAAUUAAUCUUCGGAUUAAUUAUGUGGGCUUAUGUUCUGUGGGAAAAGUAUCAUUCAAGUUGAAUAAAAAAGUCCAUGUAGAAAUCGGUCAUAUCUGGUUCGAUGUCCAAGCAACAUUGACUCAAUGCGCCCUGAAUAUAUCCAAUGUUCAGCUUGUGAUUCAGAGAGAAGCUGACUCUGAAGAACAAAAAUAUAGCUCAGUAACAAGAGAAGCUGUUGCAUCCACGAUCGAGUCAUUUGUCAAUCGUGCGACUCUAUAUGCAAGGUAUUUUAGUAUCAAAUUCUUGAACGUUGUUGUUGAUGUACAUGAUCAAUGUGAGUAUGAUGUGUCUACGAGAUGCACAGUAUCUGAUAUCAUUGUUUAUGGACCAAACUGGACGAGAGAAAACAUUAAUGUGGUCGGCUAUGUUACUGACUGUGAAAUUACAACCAUGUUUACCCCUUCGAAUCGCCUGAUUCCAACAGCUAGUACUAAACUAACUUUUAGUCUUCGGGUAAAAAUGAGCUUAAACCGAAAAUGUUUUCUCCCAGCCUCUCAUCUUCGUUUAGAUUUUGAUGACGUAACAUUGUUAAGAAACGAGAUUGAUAAUGAUUUAAAUACUGAAUUAGAACAAAAGACGGAUGAUAAUCCCAAAUCCAUGGAUAUCAAAAAGAUAUUUGAUUUUAUUGCAUAUUCAUUUGAGCUAGUCAACAUAAAUAUGAAGAACGCCCAUCUGAAUAUUCUAGUCAAUGAACCAACAUACCGAUGUCUGCAAAUAAACAUCCCAUUCCUAUCUACAGUUUAUGAUUCAAAAGUUUUACCUAAUCAACCAACUGGUCAUGCAGUUUAUUGCUGGUCUAAAUCUGUUUCAUUAUUGUCUGGAGAAAAAGUUAUGCUAUCAACCGAAGGAAUAACAAAUGUUUUCACGUAUGAAGAAAAUGAAAUAAGACUUACGCCAGAAUUAAAUAUGUUGAAGUGUGAUUUUCUAAUUAAAGAUUUUGAAUUUUGGCUAUCUUUGGUAAUAAAGAAGUUUAGAGGAAAGGGUAGAGGUAGCCGUCGAAUUUCACUUGAUAAUUCGCUGACACUUUUAGAAGAUAAGAAGCUACUUCGAAAAUUUGAUUUGAGAUAUAAACUCAAGAAUUGUACAAUAGCUUUUUAUUCCCAUUAUGAAAAUAGCAAUGGUCUUGCUUUCUGUAUAUCUGAUGUUGAGGGAAGAUACCAAACAGCGCCUGCUGAGGGAACGUCUAUUCCAUUUAUGAUUAAGAAAUUUGAAUUAGACUGUCAAUUAUUUUUUGUGAAAAUGAUAGAAAAUAAAACAGAUGUGAUAAAUAUGAAGUCAUAUUCAAGAUUUAAACAUCAAUGGGAAACUAUAUUGUUAACAAAUAUUUUUCUAUGCAGAAUAAAUUGCAAUAGGAAAAAGAAAAACGUAAUAUUAAAACUUGACCAUCAAGAAAUUGAACUUUCAACUGAACUAUUUGAAAUUUUAUCUGACUUUUGUGGACCAAUUCGUCGAUUACUACUUUUAGUAAGAAAUUCAUCCGAAUAUACGAAAGAUGAAGUCGCGAUAGUGCCCACAAUUGUACAAUGUAAUAUUAGAGAUAUAUAUAUUUUGCUUCUUUCAAGAGAAAAUCAAGUUAUGAAAUACGCCCAAAUUGCUGAAUUUAAUGCUCGCUAUGGAUCCAAUGGUAUAAAAGGUGAAGCGAGAGAAAUAUCAGUCUCUUAUGUAAGAAAUCCAGAAAAUUUUGAAGCUUACAACUUAAGAGACAAUACCGAAAUGAAUUAUGUCUUAAAAACAACAGGAUUGGUAUUAGAAUUAUGGUUUACAAACGGAUUUAGUUGUAUUGUUUCCACACCAAUGAAUGCUAAUUUACAAAUAGAAUUAUCAAUGGAAAAAUAUCUGACUCUGAUGCAUAUUGCAAAAAAAUUUCAAGAUUUUACGACACUAAUGAUUAAAACAGUUGAUAUUUCUAGAUCUCGAAUUGUGUCAGCUCCGCCAAAUGUGAAUACUAGAAAGAAGGCGUUUGAAAUAUCAUUUAAUCAUACAGGACCUGGAAUAUUUAAUCUAAUUACAUCAAAAUAUCAUAAAUGUACGAUAAAUUUGUAUUCCCUUCAAGUAAAAUACGGUGGAACAUCGCAAAUUAUUGAAAUGAUCUGUUAUAAUUUUGUCAUACAUUUCGACGAUAAACGUAUUACCUCUAUUCCGAAUUUUUCUGUUACGUAUCAAAAGACUUGUGAUAUAUCUUCUCAACAAAAACGCGUACAAGCAAAAUCAUUGUUAAAAACAGAAAAAUUAAAUUCAACUUUAUCCAUUGUUAUACCAGCUAUAGAUAUAACAUUCCCGUAUAAUUUCAAUUUUGCAAGUUGUUAUCAAGAUCUGCUUAAUUUGAGAAAAGCCCUAAAGAAAAUACGAUUUACUGAGCCGCCAAUAGUUCAGGAUGAAUACAUACCUUUUGAUUUGGAUAUUAAGAUUAAAGAUUUCACACUGUCUCUUGAGGAUGAACAAGAUCGAGAAGUUAGAAUGGAUUAUAAUUAUACGCUAAUGAGAGAUGAAUUUAUUGAAGGAUUAAAACGGCUUCAUCUACUACAGGAAAAAAUAAGUGAGGCAGAAGGACGAGUGACAGGUGAAAGAGUUGAUGAACUUUUUAAGCAGCUACACGAAAAGAAUAUUCGAUUAUUUAUUGACCGAGCCCGGCAAAUUCAUAAAAAAUGUCGAAUAGAGCAACUAAUACGACCACUUUUCAAGUGGCAAAUGACAAAUAUAUCCAUGGCUUUCAUGUGUAGUGAAGCUAUUGCAAGUCGAAUAUAUCUAAAGAAAGAGGUGGGCAAACUAGAGGAACUAAGUGGUAGUAAAUUACCCAAGAAUCAGGAUUUUGAUACAUUGAUUGGACGCGUAGUCGAUUUUAGUGUGUCAAAAUGGGUAUUUAAUUUUAGAGACAUAACAAUGAAUUGGUUAUCAUUGGAAGACUUUAGAGUGAGAGGUCUAGCUAUCCUUAGUGAAGAUGCCGCAUCAGAACAAUCUCAAAGGGAGCUUAUCCUGCCUUUAGAAAAACCUUGGAAGGAUAUUCAUAUUAAACGUAGUUUAAUACCAAUAAAAUUUAAUUAUAAUUUUGAAUCAAAAGUGAAAUUAUUUACAAUGGCUUAUGGACCCAAUUGGGAACCUAUCAUGCAAUUCUUUCAGCAAAGCAUGAAUCUGAUCAAUGCUCCAUCUGUCGAUCCAAGCCCACCCUUGCCGUUUUGGGAUAAAAUCCGUUUAUACUUUCAUGGUGCUUUUUCAUUAAAAGCUGCUGAAAUGAAAUGGCUCUAUCACGCCAGCUUUGACCCUUUAAAUGAUACAGAAAUUUUAGACUGGACAUGGUCUGAUGUAGAAUGGAUAUUAAAAGACACGUCUAAAUUUAAUGGAACCUUGGACAUUUAUGCCAGAACUGCAUCUAAAUAUGAAGAAUGUAGACUUUUUCGUUUUCCUCGAUUAGAAUUGACACUUAAACUAAACUGGAUAUGUUUGUCGGGGAACCCAAAUGAUCAUCAUUCUGUUAAAAGAGUUGCACCUGAGAAAAUUUCUGAUUUGAAGACUUAUGACGCUUUUAAAUACUUUCGAUCGUCGAACGUUGACGUUGAAUUGAACGCUGAAGUCAAGUCAUCGGAAAGUACACAAUCUCGACUAUGGUCUAAUACUUUAAGAUGGUUUGAAAAAUUUUUGGUUUGUCUUAAAAAAGUUGCUGUACCUAUACGUCGCGGUAAUUUAUUCGGAGGUCGACCCAAGAGAAAAUUACAGUUAACCCGACAUAUACGAAACAUAAAAGUGAAAGUUGCACUGGAAAAAUACCACCUUGUUCAUUUUUCAUCAUCAGCAAAGAAUUGUGGAUUUGAAGCAUCUACUAAAAGUGUCAGUAUUGAUUGUGAGGCAACUUUGAAACUUGUGCCGUAUAAAGAAAAUCUAAUUCGACGACCAGCUGCAGUAUGGAGUGUAAAUAAAAUGUCUAUUCAAGCUUCCGGCUUGGAAGUUCGUUUAUGUGGACGAGCCAAGAAUCACUUGUACAAACGAACAUAUUUACUUAUAGAUCGUCUAUGUUAUGAAAGGGGAAUAAAUUACGUUGAAACUGAAGACGCGGAAGAUCCUAAUAAUUAUAAUCAAAGGCUAACAGUAACAAAUGACGAAAAACCUAGAAAACCAAAGCACUACGUUCAAGUUUCUGGUGUAAAAAUGGUGUGGUCUGUCGAUAAUCGGCAGAUUUUCAUGUCUCUUAUAGAUGGUUAUAUGCGUGCCCAAAGUAUAAAAAAGAAUCUAUCGAGUGAUGCUCUAAAAUUGAGUAAGAGAGAAUAUAAAAGAUAUCAUAAUACAACUUUACUUCGCAAAUCUCCAUCUGAAUUAAAAGAAGGAAAAAUCUCUUUUGAGGAAUCUUAUGGAAGUACCAUGUUAAAAAAAUUAGUUUGCGAGAGAGAGAAACAUUUUGUUGCUGUCCACGAAGAGAUGAGCGAAAGAAAGACGGUUGUUAAGGACGAAUUAAAGGGCUUAAAAGCUUCAACAAUGGAUGAUGUUAGUGAAGUAUCUUGGCACAUAGACGUUGAGAAUUUUCAGGUUCUUCUUAAGGGAUUAGAGACUUGCGGCUAUGUGAUAACAACGGCAAAGGAAGUCGAAAUAGUUUCAUCUCAACACCAACCAGUCUGGAUUAAAAAUAAGCUUCAUUCAAAAACGUCAUUAAGAGCUACAAUGGAAUGCGUGCAAUACUUUGCUACUGUGGAAAAGAAUAGAAACAUUAAAGCCAAUGAAGCUUGCCACGUUGUUUGGUUAGAAUCAUCCCACAUAACUGCACCUUUUUCGAAUAUAGUGCCCACGUACGAAAAACUAUUAGUUUAUUCUCCCGGUACAAGAGCUGGUUGCGUUAUUCAGAGUGAUACAAACCAGACUUUCAACUUGCAAAGAAUAAUAGAAAGAUGCAAGUGUGAUUGUUAUUACAUAACAUACGAACCAAUGGAAGAUGUUUCCGAUGCAAAACCACCAGUUGAAACGUACGACGCGUUUAAAGAGGACAAAGAAGAAGGCGUAGAUACGCUUACUAUUCUACAUCAUGAUUUAGACAUUUCAGCCAGCUCUCAACAAUACGAAAUUGUUAUGGAUAUUUUAAAUAACUUGUUGCUGUAUAUGGAACCAAGACAGAAGACUUUAUUACAAAAACAAAAGAAUUUACGUUUCGCUAUGGAAUUAUCUACUGAGGAUCCCAAGGAGGAGGUACUUAAAAAACAGGAACUCAUCAGAAGACUCCUAAUGUCCUUGCGUGGUAUGGAACGGAAAUUCUAUUUAAUGCUUAAAGACGCUGAGAGAGGGAAUGAUCAUCGCGCAAAUGACGCUCUUAUAGGAAUGGAAUUAAACAUAGAAGAUACUAAAGAAAAAUUGUAUGAAGAAAACGAAGCUCUAAAGACAAUUAUUAGCUAUUACAAAGAAAUCAAAAUGAAGGAGAUAAAAGAAAGAGAACGCAAAGCAAUGGAAGAGAAAACGCGAUGUGAUACGAAUCAUCAGCAAGCAUAUGAAGUAAGUAUAGCUAGGCGUUACGAAGUUUGUUUUACUCAUGCCUUAUGGAGGAUGGCGGAGGAGGAUGGGCAAAUUGGUAUUGCAGACUUAACUCUACAUGAGUUUCUUUAUACGCGUAUACAUAGAGAAGAUGAUACGGGUGAACAUAAACUUGAAUUAGGCUAUGUGCAUAUAAAAGCUCCUCAGCCAGACGCCGUUUAUCAGGAUGUUCUAAAGGCUACUCGUCUCAGGGAAAACCAACGGGAGCCCCUUCUAAGAAUCUUUUGUCAAUAUCAGGGAGCCGUAGGCGGUAUACCCGUUAAAGAACAUUUUGAAGUUAAUAUUGUACCAUUGACAAUAAGCAUAUCGAAUAAAUUUGCAACAAAAGUUCAACAAUACUUUUUCCCUAAGAGGAAAAGAAUAACCAUUCCAUCAGACCUUGUACUCUUUGACCUUUUGGAAACGGAACAACUACCACAGAGUAUAUGUGUUGACGAAAGGUUAGCUCAUUUUGAAUCUGCAGAAGAUGUUAGUCAGGAGAGACCACCCGCGCCUGUCUCAGGGAAAAAGAAGAGUAAAUCAAGUAAGAAGGGGAAAGAUGACGUCAAAGUGAUGAUGGAAAGAGCUGAAAAGACGAAUAUGUUUGCUUAUAUUAAAAUUGGAGAACUACCACUUGUUCUUAGUUAUAAAGGAUCAAAAGAAAAAAAUUUGUCCGAUGUAAGCGAUGUUCAGCUGCUUAUGCCUUCUUUAGAAUAUCGCAACAAAACUUGGCUGUGGUUAGAAUUGUUAAAUGCAAUGAAAACCGAAUAUAAAAAAUAUUUAAUAUCUCAAGUUCUUCGUCAAAAGUUACGUUUAAGACCACGAUUCGUUGAGCCACCCAAGACGGGUGAACAGCAGGAAGAUAAAGCGCAAUUAUUAUUGGGGAAAAGAUUUUUUGUAAGUAAAAUAAAACCAGCUAACUGUGCCUUUUAA